CCACUCUUUGGCUUUAAUACAUUUUGAAGUAACAUUUUUAACCUGCAUAUUUGAGGAUUCAUUUACGGUUAGACAUUAAUUGUUGUUGUGAGAUUAUUUUCACCACCGUGUCUGGUUCACUGUGAUAAAGUACUAAGCCCCCAUCACACUGUUUUGGAGAGCCAGGGUGACUGUGGUCUUGCUGUGCCAGCCAACACACACACACACACACACACACACACACACACAAAGACAUAAACAAAGACCCAUACACACACACACAGUCAAGCUCUGUCACAUUUAUGAUUGAUAACCCCCAGACAUGGCAUCGAAAUGGACAUCAUUCUUUAUUUUUAACAGGCCUAGAGUGAGUUCGACAGCUCAUUUCAACGCCAGAAUCAACCUCGUUAAAGGAAAAUUAUUUCUUGUGAAUUGUUUGUGUAGUAAAAGUGAUACAACUGUCACAGCUACAGUACUUGCUAAUUGCAUUCUGUUGUUGACAAGGCGUUGCUGCUUGUUCCAUUUUCAUCUUGAUCAGAUAAUGGGUGUAAUUUGUGAAUAUGGUUUAUCGUAAUUAUUAUUUUAAUUAUCCCUAAAUCCUAAAAGAUCAUAAUUUGCUCAGUGGGUGUAGAAUGUAAAUGAGUUGAUUUUACCACUCAUUCAACCAUAUGAAUGUAUCAGCAGUCAGUUUGUACAGCAUCUAAUAUUACAUGCUAUUUUAACCCAUAUACCAUUGUAUAAUAUAAUUUAGGAAUGAUUUGACAAGGAAAUGCUAAACCUCUGUCCCUAUGUGUUGACCUCAGUGCCCAAACUGCCUGUCUAUCUAAACAAGAGACAGUCAGCUGCCGCUACGCGCAAGGCCCCAUGUGGCAGCUCUGACGCCCGUGAUGCCUGCCACACACACACACACGCAUUGAUGCCUGCCACACACACACCCUCCACCCAACGGCCCUCUCUCUUUCUCGCUCUGUCCCGCCCCCUGUUCUACCUCAUACCCUUUGACUUUCUUACCUUGGUGUAUAUAUAGUCAGUGAGGCUAUCAGAGUUCUCCUGGCAGCCAUCAUGAAGGGUAUAGUCUCAAUCUGCUGCUUCUUCAGCCUGCUGCUCCUGGCCUUAGCAGAGGAGGAGGAGGUGGAGGAUGUCCUGAGCAACAUCCUGAGAGACAGAUCACACAUCGACGAGACGCUGAGGCUGGCCUCUGAGGAGAACGCAGCAGAAAACUAUCAUGCUGCUAUUCAGAAGUUACGUAAGAUCUACCACGCAGCCAUCAAGCCCAUGGAACAGGCCUAUAAGUACAACGAGCUCAGAGCACAUGAGAUCUCAGAUGGGGAGAUCACCUCCAAGCCCAUGGUGUUGUUCCUUGGGCCCUGGAGUGUAGGCAAGUCCUCCAUGAUCAACUACCUGCUUGGCCUGAAGGACAGCCCCUACCAGCUGUACACAGGUGCUGAGCCCACCACCUCUGAGUUCACUGUGAUCAUGCACGGCGAGAAGACCCGCUCCAUAGAGGGUAUCGUCAUGGCGGCCGACAGCUCGCGCUCCUUCUCGCCCCUGGAGAAGUUCGGGCAGAGCUUUCUAGAGAAGCUGAUCGGCAUUGAGAUGCCCCACAAGCUGUUGGAGCGCGUCACCUUCGUGGACACACCUGGAAUCAUUGAGAACCGCAAGCAGCAGGAGAGAGGCUAUCCCUUCAACGACGUGUGCCAGUGGUUCAUCGAUCGUGCCGACCUCAUCUUCGUGACCUUUGACCCCACCAAGCUGGAUGUGGGCCUGGAGCUGGAGAUGCUCUUCCGCCAGCUGAAGGGACGUGAGUCCCAGAUCCGCAUCAUCCUCAACAAGGCAGACAACCUGGCCACCCAGGACUUGAUGCGUGUCUACGGUGCCCUCUUCUGGUCGCUGGCGCCCCUCAUCAACGUCACAGAGCCCCCAAGGGUCUACGUCAGCUCUUUCUGGCCUUACGACUACGCACCCGACACCAGCCGCGAGCUGUUUAAGCGCGAGGAGAUCUCCCUCUUGGAAGACCUAAACCAGGUGAUCGAGAACCGCAUGGAGAACAAGAUCGCCUUCAUCCGCCAGCAUGCCAUCCGGGUGCGUAUCCACGCCCUUCUGGUGGACCGCUACGUUCACACCUUCAAGGACAAGAUGAGCUACUUCAGUGACCCCGACCUGGUAUUCAAGGAGAUCGUGGACGACCCGGACAAGUUCUUCAUCUUCAAGUCCAUCCUGGCCAAGACCAAUGUGAGCAAGUUCGACCUGCCCAACCGUGAAGCCUACCAGGACUUUUUCGGUGUGAACCCGAUCGGCAGUUUCAAGUCCCUGUCCGCCCAGUGCUCCUACUCAAGCGGCUGCCUGCUGGACAAGAUCGAGAAGGCCAUCACCAGCGAGCUGCCGGGUCUUCUAAGCAGCAUCAACCCAGGCAAGGCCCCCCCCGGCCUGUCCUCCUGCGAGGCCACUGGAUGCGGAGACAAGCCUAAGAACCGCUAUCGGAAAAACUGAUAGAAUACGAGAGAGAGGGGGAGGGAAGAGGAGAAAGGAAGAGGAGGAGGUGUGAAGGAGUGAUAAAGGGGAACGGUGACAUUUGUCAGACCCCCGGUCUUGUCAGAAGCCUGUAAUGUUGUUGUUUGAGGAGACAGAGGAGAAGGGAAGGGUUCAUUUAGAGGGUUGUUUCUCAGGAGAACAAGAGGUGGUGGUGUGUUGAGGAUUUGGGGAGAGGAAGAGAUGGAGGGAGGGAGGGAGGGUUGGUUUGUGUGUCUGAUUUGGCAGCUGAGAAUAAUAGUUGCUUGGAGAGAUGAGAAGAUUACAGAAUAACUAAUCUCCCUCCUCUCUCCCUUGCACAACCACAACGAACUGUCUGUUAUUGCGGGAAAAAUAUGUAAAAUUGUAUAAAACCAAAAAAUCGUGAGACUGAAACAGUCACCCACCAGCUCCCUUGUAUGUGAAUAAAAUGGGAAAUUGGAAACAGGA
Salvelinus fontinalis (brook trout) is the source of this 2937-nucleotide messenger RNA. RefSeq names its product sarcalumenin (gene srlb). Bases 1042 to 2469 code for a protein of 475 amino acids. Gene Ontology annotation, molecular function: GTP binding. The record is from RefSeq and is a predicted model, not a curated record. Lineage: Eukaryota; Metazoa; Chordata; Actinopteri; Salmoniformes; Salmonidae. The transcript has 6 exons.